GAUAGAAUUGAUGAAGAGGUUCUCUCUUUUGGUACGUCACACCACUUAUUAUGUAACGUACUUCCACCUCCUGCUGCCUUUUUGCCGCUCUCAUAUAACCGACUUCAUCUUCACUAUUCCCAAACGUGCACUCUUCUGCCUCUGCAACAUUCUCUCAUCUCCUUUUAAGAGCAAAUGGCUGAACAGGUAGGAACAGAGGCGUCACCGCCUUCUUUUGAUUAUAUGCUCUACGAAGGUGAUCCCGAACAUCUUCGGACCGUUGUAGCUACACCGAAUCUACCAAAUCCUCAAAUAAGUCCUUCUUUGUUGAAACUUAAGCACAGGAUAGGACAUGGACUGUUUGGGGAUGUUUGGUUGGCUACGCAUCAUCAAUCAUCACAUGAUUAUGAUGAGUAUCAUGAAGUGGCUGUUAAGAUGUUACAUCCUAUAAAAGAAGAAGAUAUGCCAAAGUUUAUGGCUAAGUUUGAGGAUUUAUUCCUUAAGUUCCGGAAACUCCCAAGUGUCUGUUGGUUGCAUGGUAUCGCAGUUCUAACUGGAAAGGCUUCUCCACAGAUUUGCAUCGUAAUGAAGUUUUACGAGGGGUCAGUUGGUGAUCGAAUGGCUAAGCUUAAAGGAGGAAAACUUGCAUUGCCUGAUGUUUUGAGGUAUGGAGUGGGGUUGGCUAAAGGAAUUCAUGAAGUGCACAUGUUAGACACGUUGGUGCUGAAUAUUAAGCCAACUAAUCUUCUUCUUGAUGAACAUGAUCAUGUGAUUCUUGGAGAUUUUGGGGUCCCGUUUCUUCUUCUUGGGGCCCAGUUGCCUGACCCGGAUAUGUCUCUUAAGCUCGGAUCGCCCAAUUACAUGGCUCCAGAACAAUGGGAGCCUGAAACCAGAGGUCCGAUUAGUGUUGAGACUGAUAGUUGGGGAUUUGGGUGCUGCAUUUUGGAGAUGUUGACGGGUGUACAACCGUGGUUUGGUAAAUCUGUUGGUGAGAUAUACAAAUCUGUUGUGGUGAAACAAGAAAAACCGCAGCUUCCGAAUGGUCUACCUCCUGCUGUUGAAAAUGUUCUUAAUGGCUGUUUUGAGUAUGAUCUUCGUAAUAGACCGCUUAUUGCAGAUAUUCUGCAUGCAUUUGAAAGUUCACGUGAUGCUGUGUUUAACGAUGGGGAGUGGAUUGGUCUAGGAAGCAGAAUAUCAGCAGACCAAAAAGUUGGAGGUAGCAGCUACUCCACAUGGUUUCUUACGAAAGAUCAUCUGCAAGUAGGUGAUGUUGUUCGAUCUCGAAAAAUACCGAACAAUUGCAAGAACAUGGCUGUACCUGAAGGAACCGUAGUCGGUUUGGAAAAAGAUACCGAUCGAGAUGGGUUUGUUCUGGUUCGAGUCCAAGGAAUCCACAACCCGUUAAGGGUUAACAUCACCACUCUAGAACGGGUCACUUCUGGGUUAGCCGCUGGUGACUGGGUGCACUUACUAGAUCCAAACAGAAACCGAAACCGAAACCACUCGUUUAUUGGCAUUCUACACGCGAUAGACCGUGAUGGGAACGUGAGUGUCGGUUUUAUAGGACUAGAGACACUUUGGAAAGGACACUGUUCUCAGCUCCAAAUGGCAGACCCGUUUUUCGUGGGUCAGUUUGUGAAAUUAAAGGCAAGUGUGUUCACACCUCGGUUUCAAUGGAUACGUAAACGUGAAGGAAUAUGGGCCACUGGUAAGAUUACACAAAUACUUCCGAAUGGGUGUCUUGUUGUGCAGUUUCCUGGAAAAUUUGUUUUCAAAGGCGAAGCGGAAUCAUAUUUAGCUGAUCCGGCUGAAGUUGAGCAUGUUUCGUUCGAUACAUGUUCGACUUUGGUGGAUAAGUAUCAGCAUGUUGAGGAUCAUCACUGGGCUGUUAGGCCACUUAUGAUUGCAUUUGGUGUGCUCACGGCUAUGAAGUUUGGUUUCAUUGUUGGUCAUAGUGUGGGUGCUAGACUGAAGAAAGGUGGUGCAAGUCGGGCGCGCAGUGGUGGUAGCGGUCAUGGUAAAGAUGGGCAAGAUGGUGGCGGCAAGUCGAAAUGGCUACCAUCACCUGUUGCAAAUAUACUUGCGAGAGACGGUUCCACGACUCCUGUUAUUGCCAGAUAAUGUGUUUGAUGUAAAAAAACUGAUGCUAAUGUCCGACUUGUAAGUUGUUUCUACUGUAAAUAUAUGCAACAUGUUCUAUUUCAAUGAUUCAAUCAAAUGUAUUCCAGUUAAUCCUAAUUUUAUACAUAUUUAGUUUCUUCAAAA
This is a messenger RNA of Helianthus annuus (common sunflower), 2244 nucleotides long. Its product is annotated as E3 ubiquitin-protein ligase KEG. Gene Ontology annotation, biological process: protein phosphorylation. Lineage: Eukaryota; Viridiplantae; Streptophyta; Magnoliopsida; Asterales; Asteraceae. The transcript has 5 exons. Bases 175 to 2100 code for a protein of 641 amino acids. The record is from RefSeq and is a predicted model, not a curated record. Gene Ontology annotation, molecular function: ATP binding; protein kinase activity.